Molecule: messenger RNA, 1266 nt
Organism: Zootoca vivipara (common lizard)
Lineage: Eukaryota; Metazoa; Chordata; Lepidosauria; Squamata; Lacertidae
Product: avidin
Molecular function (GO): biotin binding
Source: RefSeq, a predicted model, not a curated record
UCAGAAAGCACCGGGAAGUGGGAGGGGGGCACAGCCGGAGACUAUAUGAGGGCGGCAGGAGCUCGCCGGACUCCGAGCCCUUCGGCAGCAAGAUGUGGAGCAAAGUGGUCCGCGCGCCCGCCCUGGCGCUGCUCUUGGCCGCCGGCGCGACGGCCGGCUUCACCUCUUCCCGCUCGGAUUCGCCAGUCCUGCCCGUCGUUGAGGCGGCGGAGAAGCGGUUUAAGCCCGCCUCGCCUGCCCAGAGCUCCCUGGCCGGCACGUGGGUCAACGAGCUGGGCUCCAAGAUGGUCCUCAACCCUCCCGACGACUCCGGCCAGUUCACGGGCUCCUACCUGACGGCCGUCUCCGCCGCCCAGAAGCCCAUCCAGGUGUCUCCCCUCGUGGGCGCCCAGCACGACCCGAAGGGGGCCGAGGAGGAGUACACCUUUGGCUUCCUGGUCAACUGGUCCUUUUCAGACUCCAUCGCUGCAUUUGCGGGGCAGCGCUUUGUGGAUGCCGAAGGGAAGGAGACCCUGGAGACAACCUGGCUUCUGCGGCAGAAGGUGGAAUCCCAUGGCGAGGACUGGGAGGCCACUCGGGUUGGCAGGAAUGUCUUCACACGGGCAGCAUAACAGGAUCCGAGAGACUCCCUUGCUGCUGCUGCUGCUCUGCCAUGGAGCACCUGCAGGAAGGGGGCUUCCCUUUCCCUUCUGAUUAGACAAUUUAUAUCAAUUCCUUCUUCCGCAAACAUACAUUCUGGCUCUGACCGGCCCCCGUCCUCCCUCCCCAGCAAGUGACGAAAGAGUGCCUGGGAAAAUCAAGCUGCACCACAGGAUAGCUGCCUUCCAUGACCUGGCUGUCCCAUGGAAGAAAGAUGGAGUGAGCUUGUUUUCUGCUGCUCUGGAGGCUACAAGCUGAAAGGAAGAAGGCAAGUUACAAGGAAGGAGAUGCCAACUAAACAUCAGUUAGAGGGAAGUCAAAAAACACAUCAGGGACCCAAACCAGUUUAGAGAAUCAGAAAGAAUGUAACUGUAAAGAUAAAGAGAGAUGAAAAGUACAAAUAUGAAGGCAACAUCUUUCUAGGAAUUGUAUGUAUAGAAUAUUAAAAUUGCAGUUUGUACUCCUUAAAUGAUGGUAUUGAACAAAUAGUGUUUUCUUUUUCUUUCUUCUUUUUCUUUUCUUUUAAUCUCUAUGCAUAUUUUAUUCUGCAUUUUGAUUUAGAUUUUGGACUGUUGUUGCCGAUUGUCUUUUUAUAUGCAAAAUUAAUAAAAGCAUUUAAAAAAUAAA